Messenger RNA from Pomacea canaliculata, 1938 nucleotides. RefSeq lists its product as uncharacterized. The transcript is spliced from 10 exons. The record is from RefSeq and is a predicted model, not a curated record. Bases 394 to 1728 code for a protein of 444 amino acids. NCBI's taxonomy places the organism in Eukaryota, Metazoa, Mollusca, Gastropoda, Architaenioglossa, Ampullariidae.
GGGUGGUCUGGCUGUACAUCUUGUGACCGCUGGACCACACAAUCGGCAGUGUUACCAAAUAUCAAGAUCCUGCUUCUUAUUUCUGAAUUGUGCUGCUCAGCUUAAUGUUAAUAUAUUCAGAAGUAGGAGUAGAACCAUUGACCAUCUUAUUGAUUCCACUAUUCGGUUCAUAUCAAGGGACUACAAGUAGUGGGAAAAGUGAGAGUGUGUUGGCAAGUGUGACAUUUGAAACAUUAGAUGGAUGGCUGAGAAGAGAACGACAAUGAGUCAAGUCAGAUUCGAUGAAAGCUGGUUAGCGACCUCACCACGCGAGUGUCUAAUCACGGAAGUAAAAUUUCCGUUGUAGCACUUGAACGAGGGUCACAACACCGUCAGUCAUCGCGCGAUACGCUGAUGUGCACAACUGUCGCUAACGAUGGGAGCUAUCAGAUCCUGGUGGUGAUGUUCCUGCUUUAUGGAUCUCACGGUUUUCCGAUACGUGGCUGCCACAACGAGACAAUCUUCGUGUUUGAAGAUUCACCUGCAACCUUCACUUGUACAAACAUUCCUCGCAAUGCUGAGGUCAGAUGGAGUUUAGGUGGUAGUUAUGUUGAGAUAGGAGUCUGUUACAAGAACGGCAGCUGCCAAGUUCAUUAUCCUAACCAGGUACACAACUUCAGCAGAUCAGCAAGUCUCACAGAGAGUCACAUGACAAUAUGGAGAGACCAUCGCAACUAUAAAAAUCAGUCUCUUCUUUGUCAUGAUGGGACUCGGCUUCAGCCCGAUUCAGAAUGUCACCUUAUCAUUAAAAGCCACCCAAAGCUCGAGAACUGCAGCAUAACCAGCGACGGUUUCACUGUGACUGGCAUCUGUCGAGUGACAAACGCCUACUCCUCUGAUGGCACUUACAGAUGUAUCUGGAAGCAGAAUAAUAUACAACAAAAUGUAUCCUAUGCAGAAACUACUGAACUCAGCAACCAGACUGGACGCGAGUACUUGGAGAACUGGACCUGCUCCUUCUCACAGCCUUUACCGCGCGAUGAAGGAAUAUACAACUACACCAUCUCUGCUGACACUUUUCAGAUACAGGGAUAUUCAAGUACAAUAACCGUAGAGACACCCGGAUAUCUGUCCACGACAUGUCCGGAGGUGAUAGAAGAAGGGAAAAGCCUCAGAUGCCAAUGCGAGACAAACAGAACUGGAACUCCACCUGGUCUAGUAUUAUGGGAUGGAUAUAAGAGUGACACUCUAGAAAUUGAGAACGUAAGGCUGGAGAACAACGGCUCAAACUUUACGUGUCUGCUAGUGUGGCGCAAUGACACGUACAGAGUCUUACUCUACUCACUAACAGUGACACAGACUGUGGCCAGUACUUCACCUACAGGCGGUGAUGCAUCAGCAAGCUCUCAAGGUUUUCCCAUGUUAUUGGUAAUCCUCGGAGCUGUUGGUGCAGUUCUGGUGAUAACUGUUGUGGCCAUUCUGGUCGUCUGCAUCACCAGAAGACGAAGAGGAAAGCAGCAAGAUCGAGGACGAAUGAACUUGAAGGGAAGGGACAGAGAGGAAAAACCCGUUAAUGACACAGCGCCCUCUGCUCCGACAAAAGACGGUCAAGACUUCGAGGACCAUGUCAACGUCCUGUAUGGAGGAUGUGCUGAUCUGCGGACAAACCAGAGCAACGAUCUUGCUGAGAACAUGGACGCUACCUAUGCUGUCGUGGAUAAGGCACGGUUAAAGAACCGGUUAAAAUAAUCUGCUUCGCUAAAAGUCGAUUGUAGAUUCCAGACAUAUAAUUCCAAACGACAACACUCUCAGUGACCAGAAACCUAUGGGCCACUAAUAUAAUACUACUGAAAACCCUUGUUCAUGAUUCUAACACAGUUUUAUGUUGAAAAGAUGUAAAUAAAAAUAUAUAUUUGUAUGGCUCACUAGUUUUGAAAUACAUGUUUUAUAUUUGAAAAA